ACAGGAUAUUCUGGAGGCACGGCAGGCGAGUAAUCUGGCAAACUGACCACAGCCACACCGUCAGACUACAGACAGCAAAUCUUAACGAAAUUCCGCCCCAAAUCGGGAACUUAAUCGCAUUUUGAUGCCGAAAUAUUGGCCUGAAACUAUCAUCUAUGGACUUCCAUCUGUGAUGUUCGUGUUUGAGAGCUGAUAAUGAUGAAGAUGAAGCUACGAGCGGCGGGAGGCGAAAAUCACCGAUGCGACUUGAAUUCCGUUAACGGAUCCGAUCGGGAGAGCGGCACCCGAGCGGCUCAACUCGACAAGGAGGCGGUGUUCGAGUGGUUCGGCUUACAGCUGAACCCGUCCGGACGCGUGGAGCUGCUUUGCGGGCUGCUGCAUAUGUGUCAGCCGCUGGAACUACGCUUCCUCGGCGCCUGUCUAGAGGAUCUGGCCCGGAGAGAUUUCACCGUCCUGCGGGAUUAUGAGAUCCGGGCCAACUCCCCCGCUGAUCUGGAGGGGCUGAUGAACGUAAGCGACCCCGUUGUGCUGUCUAAACUGCUCGUUUAUUUGUCUUUGCUCGGAUCCAAGAGCAGGGAAUGCGCCGGGAUUCUGUUCAGGACGUUGAGUCGAAUGGACGCCGGGAUGUGCGGCGCUCUACCGGAGCCGGGGACCGUGGAUCAACUGCGGCUGCUCUUCACGAUGGGAUCGUUACACCCGGCGUUCAGUUUCUAUCAGCGGGAAGAGCUGCGAGCGCAGUUGGACAGACUCCAAAGAUGGAGCCAGUUUUCCAGGCCGGGGUUCCUCUGUCCCCACCGGGAGAAUGACGCAGACUGGACUCUUUGCAGCAACGCCAAUCCACACCUCAGUGGCACAUCACAGAGGAAAGUGGUGCACAUUGAGAAGAUCAUUCUGAAGGAGGUUUCUAUGGGAGGAGACGGCAGGCAGUACAGUUUUGAGGUGAAAUGGUCAGACUCUUCAUCUAGUGCCAUUACCAAAAGUCAUCGGGAGUUGGAGGAAUUUCUAUUAAAGCUUCCUAAGGAUCAGAGUCCUGAUGGCUUUGAGAAGGGUAUCGUCAGGUUACUCAGUCGUAGAGAUCAAUGUGAAUCCAGAGAACUGGAGAGAAACCUCAGGGAGAAGUUCCUGUCUCUAUCACAGGAUGUCCUUCAGAGAUGUGAUGUUUCCAGGUUCUUCCUGUCUGAUGCUUCUGUACUGCCAUGCAGCCACUGUACCAGUGCGCCCGUAGCCAGAAUCCAUCAGCCUGAAUGCGGUUUCUCUGAGGACUGCUCCGAGACGUCCAGUCUGGAGGAGGAUGUGGAGGCUUACAGCGUCAGAGCUGCGGGACUUAGUAUUCAGCGCUCUGAAUGCCAGAGGAGAGGAAACUGUGAGCAGAAUGGAGAGAGAGUUUGGAAGAAAGAAACUGAAUUGGAACAGAGCUGCACAAAUGACAGAAGAAUCUUCACAGCUGGACAGAAGAACAAAGGAAGGCCAGCUGGAAAAAGGGAUAGAGGCAGACGAGUUACUGGUGUCAAGACUUCUAAUGGAAUCCAGAAGCCUUCUGCAGCACUGAUGAUCAACCAGUCAGCUUCCAAAGACACAGGAAGGGACCGGUAUGGGGACUCCUCAUCAGAGAGCUCUAACUCAGUGCCGUCCAGUCCUGUUCACCAGAAGAGCCCGGAGGACCAAGAUACAGAGAGUCAGUCUGAUAACUCGGUGCAGGAGCCAGCUGAAAAGACUCACCUCGCCAAAGGCGUUGGCGGGAAAGCAGUUGCCAUGGUGAAUCCAUUAGUUCCCGAGACCCAGAAUGUUCCGCAGCCUCCUUCAGUGGUGGAGCUGGCGCUGACCGCGUGCCUCCCUUACGCCCUGCAGUACAACACCACCCCUCAGAGAGACGCGGGGCAGGGUAAGAUAACCAUCACCAUCCCGCUGGCCCAAGACCCUGGAGCAUCAUCAGCCAGCACUCACCCACAGCAGCAGCCACCGCUGGGAGCGUUCAGCGUCCUCUCGCCCGGCCAGUGUCCUCUGCAGCCCGCUAACACCACCACGGCCAACAACCCCAUCAAAACAAACGCCAAGGCCACUGUUACUGCCAACGUCCCUUCCAGCUCAAGUUCCGGCAGUAGCCAAGUACCAGGACCUUGCCCCACAACUGUACCAACGCACACCCCGGGACCAGGGCCCCUGCCGGCCUCUGCGGUCACACACAGCACCGCUCAGAACAACUCCUUGUCCUACAUCAACUGCUCCAGUCUGCCAGUUAUGCCACAAGCAAGUGGUACACAGCAGCAGCAGCAGCAGGGGGGCUGCAACGCCUGUGGCUGCCGUGGCACCUGUGGAGGAAACAGUGCCCACCAGACACCCAGCUACUUCCUCCCGCCCCAACCCCAACCUGCCCGUCAGAUGUUCGGGCCACCACCUGCAUUCUUCCAUCUCCCUCCCUCUCUAUGCAACAGCUUCCCUUCCCAGGGUCACCAGAAUAACGGGGCGCCGCUGUCCUUCUACGCCCACACUGGUCCUCCUGCAGCGUUCCUGCACGCUCACUCGGAGCACAUGCUGGCAUCGCAGGCUGGAUACAGUCUGCCUCAGAUGCACCACUUCCGUCACUAUUACCCACCUGUCUUUCCGCCGGUUGGCAUGAUUUCUAGCGGAACCAACAUGAAGAAGACCAACAACGUGUCCUGCUACAACUGCGGCAAGAGCGGACAUUACGCUCAAGAGUGCAAACAACCGACCAUCGACGCCGGGCUGACAGGUGGUUUCCGGCUGAAGUACGUUGCCCCAAACUCCUCGGAAGCAUUAGAUAAAACCGACUGACAGCGAGCAGGGGACUGAAGCCCGGCGAGCCAGCGAUUCCAGAGACCCUUGAGAUCGUUCUGCUCAGUUUCUUCAAGCCUUGUCCAGAGAGCAAAACAACAAAAAAAGAGCCAAUGCAAGACGAGUUGCUUAAACUUAAUGGGUUCUCUUAGAAAUUAAAUUAUCUUAAUGUUAUAGUUUAUAUAGGAUGGAUUGCCAGAUGAUUUUUGUUUUAGGUUCAGACUAGUUUAUUGUUGUCAGAAGGAUUUUAUAUGAGCUGAUGUUCUCAUUCUUGAGUCCUUUAGUGCAGUAUUGCUUUUUUUCUGACACGGGUGAAUCUUUAUAGGAUUUUAUACAUGUUGCAAGAGAAAACGACAAGAAAAGUACUGAGAAAAAAAAAGGAAUAUUUUGCAAGUUAAUUUUGUUAAUAAAGAUGCGCUUGUUCUCUUGCUGAUAGUGGUUUAUAAUGAUGCUCUUGCGACAUUAUACGCUGCUGGUUCGCCAUGUUCUCAUUCUGAAUGCGAUGCACUACAACUGUUGUUCUCCAUAAAAUGUGAGUCAGGUGUUUAAAAUGCACUGAAAGAGCCUGAUCUGCAGUCCUGCCUCUCAUCUACACGUGCUGACCACUAGAGAGCAGCUCCAGCCCGCGCAGACUUCUUAUUAUAGGAGACAAAAUCCUUCAUACAUGCACUGUUAGAGGAAAUGCAAUUGUAAUUUCCACAUGAGAUACUCUGUAACCAAGAGUUUCGUUAACAUAGGCCAACUUUGAGCAUCAUAAUAUCUUGCUUGAGUGCUAAAUAUUUUCUUGCAUACUCAAAGAACCAGAAGGCGAAUGUUUGUGCCUAUUGCCAUGCAAGCAGCUGGAAGUGUAUUUAAAAUAAUUUCAAGAGUCUUGAUUCUUUGUGAUUUAAGUACAUAUUUAAAAUGUCAAAGUUGUAUUUCUGAAAUCUUCUUGCGAUAUUUUUUGCCAAAGCAGCCCUUUUUUUAAAUAUAUAGAAGGAGAUUUGGCAUGUUUGUAUUGAGAAAAUAAAUUUUAUUUUGAUAUUUUCAAGAGAUAAGGGCUCAAGGCCCUUCAUGCUUGUCCAGGUGUUUUUAGCACAUUUAUGAUUAGUAACAUGCAGUGGACUAGACGAGUUGCUUUCCUCAACAGUGAGUUGCAGGUUUUGAAAUGUGCUUUCAUUCAGUUCUGUAAAUUGUUUCUAAUCUGUAAACUGACUUUAAAGGGAGCUAACUACUCGAGGUUGAAACCUGUCGACUGUAUUCAUUUUUAUAGAUUUAUGAAGCUGUACUGUAUGAACAAGGUUUGAUAUCUGCCUCUGAGUUUACGUUUACUGUAUUUCAUAUGUAAUUGUUGAUUAAUCUGAACUGAGAUGUCAAAUUAAUCUGAUCACAUUUGCUUUUUUGGCAAAUUGGUAAUUUCUGUCAAGAUAUUAGCAAUAAAUAUAAAAACCCA
Molecule: messenger RNA, 4225 nt
Organism: Carassius auratus (goldfish)
Lineage: Eukaryota; Metazoa; Chordata; Actinopteri; Cypriniformes; Cyprinidae
Product: zinc finger CCHC domain-containing protein 2-like
Exons: 14
Coding region: 196-2793 (865 amino acids)
Molecular function (GO): nucleic acid binding; zinc ion binding
Source: RefSeq, a predicted model, not a curated record